AUGGUACAUAGAGCUGUGCGUCGAAAUCACAACGCAAUCUGUACAUCAAAACAAAAAUUAAUGGAGAAAACAGCUGUCAUAACGGGUGGUACUGCAGGGAUCGGACAACAAAUAGCAUUGGACUUUGCUACAAGAGGUGCAAGAGUUAUAAUCGCCAGUCCCUUUGAAGAUGAAGGAAUUAAAGCACGUAAAGAAAUUAUCAAAAAAACUGGAAAUUAUGAUGUUGUCUAUAAAUUCCUGGAUCUUGCUUCAUUAGAAUCAAUCCGUAAAUUCGCAGCAGAUAUUAAUGAAUCUGAGCUAAAAUUGCAUAUCUUGGUGAAUAACGCGGGCGUCGGACUACCAGGAGACUUUAAGACUGAUGACGGAAUGAAUUUUAUUAUGCAAGUUAAUUAUUAUGGUCAUUUCCUCUUAACUCUUCUGCUGUUACCACUUUUGAUAAAAUCUGGGACAAAAUUGGAACCUAGCAGAAUAAUAAACAUGUCCUCGAUUACACACUUUAUUGGCAGUUUUGAUAUUGAUAAUUACAACAGAACUGGUUAUUGGAAUUUGUUAAGAAUUUACGCAAACAGUAAACUAAGUUUAGUGUUGUUCUCCCAUGAAUUAACAAAAAAGAUUGCUGGUAAAAACGUGAUUAUAAACUGCGCUGAUCCUGGAUUCGUAUCAACAAAAAUAAUCAAAAGUUAUUUUACCAACACUGGUAAAAUAUAUCAAAUUCUUAUAAAUAUAUUGUUUAAAAAUCCAUGGGAAGGUGCCCAGACCCCUAUUUAUAUGGCAAUAGAGGAAAAAUCUGGUGAAGUAAGUGGCCAAAUAUUCGAUAAUUGUGAAUUAAAGUCGCCACCUAAAUGGAAUGAUCUUGAUAAAUGCUCGGAAAUGUUGUGGAAACAAUCAGUGAAACUAGUAUUUAAAGAUGAAACUCAAAUAUCCAGACUCCUGACAUAG
Danaus chrysippus (African queen) is the source of this 939-nucleotide messenger RNA. NCBI's taxonomy places the organism in Eukaryota, Metazoa, Arthropoda, Insecta, Lepidoptera, Nymphalidae. The record is from the annotation of a GenBank genome assembly.